AUGGUAGCCAACAAUGAACCCAUCAAUCCCAACCUCCUAUCCUCAUCAGAAAUGACCUCAGACAUCCAAGUCAUCUCAGAAGUCCAAGGAAGCAAUCCACAUCCCCCCAAGAGCACUGGAAAACCAAAAGCGAAGAAAGCCACCGACACCACCGAUGGAGAAGAAUCAACCUCCAAAGGUCGCUCCCGUAGCUACGUUGAAUCGGAGGACCUUCAGCUCUGCAAGUCAUGGGUCGAGGUCAGCGAGGAUCCAAAGAAAGGCACCGACCAGACGUUCAACGCUUUCUGGCAGACGGUUGCUCAGCACUUUUUGGCUCAGCUCCCCAGCUCUGGCCAAACAGCCAAAAGCCUGAAGAACCGUUGGGGCGAUCGGAUCCAGAGGGAAGUGAAUAAAUUUGCUGGAUGCGUAAAUCAAAUUCAAAACUUGAAUCCAAGCGGUACCAACUCCAGCAACCGUUUCACCAUGGCGAUGUCAUUGUAUUCCAAGCUCUACGAUAAACCUUUCACGUUCCUCGGAUGCUAUGAAAUACUUUUGGCUUCCCCCAAAUGGAAUGACUACUGCCGCAACAUUAAGAAGAAAGAGCAGCCGACUCCAUCAAACAAGCGAAAAGAACCCGACAGUGGUCCUCCUCCAGCCAGCUCGUCAACUCAAUCGUCAAGUCAUCUUCCUAGCACGAAUACUUCAGUCAAUUCAUCGGGAGAUGAGACUAGUGUUCCUCCGACCCGCCCAAUUGGCCGCAAACGGGCAAAAGAAGACUUAGCCGCCGCAAACACUUCCAAAAAAACCAAGAGAGCCUGA
Molecule: messenger RNA, 798 nt
Organism: Puccinia graminis f. sp. tritici CRL 75-36-700-3
Lineage: Eukaryota; Fungi; Basidiomycota; Pucciniomycetes; Pucciniales; Pucciniaceae
Exons: 1
Coding region: 1-798 (265 amino acids)
Source: RefSeq, a predicted model, not a curated record